AUGAAAGGGGCCAAUGAAACCAUCGUGACAGAAUUUGUCCUGCUGGGCCUUUCCAGCCACCCAAGGCUGGAGACCAUUUUCUUUGUUCUGGUGCUGUGGAUGUACCUGGUAAUCCUUCUGGGCAAUGGUAUCCUUAUCAUAGUAACUAUCUAUGACUCCCACCUGCACACACCCAUGUACUUCUUCCUUGGCAACCUCUCCUUCCUGGACAUUUGCUACACAACGUCUUCUGUGCCCCUAAUUCUAGACAGUUUCCUCACCCCAAGGAAAAUAAUAUCCUUUUCUGGCUGUGCAGUACAAAUGUUUCUGUCCUUUGCAAUGGGAGCAACUGAAUGUGUGCUCCUGAGCACGAUGGCAUUUGACCGCUAUGUGGCCAUCUGCAAGCCCCUGAGAUACCCUAACAUCAUGAACAAGGAUACUUAUGUGUCAAUGGCUGCUGGGUCAUGGAUAGCAGGAGGCAUUACCUCUACAGUACAAACCUCUCUUGCAAUGAAAUUGACCUUUUGUGGAGAUAAUGUCAUCAAUCAUUUCACAUGUGAAAUCCUGGCCGUCCUCAAAUUGGCCUGUGCAGAUAUCUUACCUAAUGUGAUUAGCAUGACAGUUGCUGAUGUAAUUUUUCUGGUUUUCCCAGUGCUGUUCAUUUUUAUUUCUUACAUUUUCAUCCUCUCCUCAAUAUUGAGGAUCCCUUCAGCAGAGGGAAGACGCAAAGCCUUUUCCACCUGCUCAGCCCACCUGACUGUGGUGAUUGUAUUCUAUGGAACAAUCUUUUUCAUGUAUGUGAAACCCAAAUCUAAGAACUCUCUUGGAGUAAGCAAAGAAGAUAUUACAGACAAGUUCAUCUCCCUGUUCUAUGGUGUUGUGACUCCCAUGCUCAAUCCCUUGAUCUGCAGCCUGCGGAACAAAGAUGUGAAGACAGCAGUGAAGAAUUUGAUGGGUCAAAAGCUCUUUGCUGAUUGAAUUCAGACAAUCCUUGGGAAGGAAAGAACAUACAUACAAAGAUGAGCUUGAGAAAUAUUUAAACAGAAAGGUUCUAUGUAACAAAACAAAGAACCUAUUUUAUUUAGCACUAGUUAUAACUGCUAUUUCAGACAACGAACUCAGUCUCUAAAGCCAGCUAAUGUAAGAAGUACUUUGUCAUGGAGGUACACAUUUGUCUGAUAUACCAAGUACAGAUAAUAAUAAUAAGCUUUACUGUUCUAUUAUUGACCCUGAAGAAAUAAUUCAUCUUCAACUACCUUUUUCUUUGCUCAUUAUUUUUCAGUUAUAUUCUUGCUGCCUGCUUCAGUUAUUCUAGCCUGACCAAUAUAAAAGUCUGGGUAAUAUUUAAAGCCACUUA
Molecule: messenger RNA, 1336 nt
Organism: Phascolarctos cinereus (koala)
Lineage: Eukaryota; Metazoa; Chordata; Mammalia; Diprotodontia; Phascolarctidae
Product: olfactory receptor 13C7-like
Biological process (GO): G protein-coupled receptor signaling pathway
Cellular component (GO): membrane
Molecular function (GO): olfactory receptor activity; G protein-coupled receptor activity
Source: RefSeq, a predicted model, not a curated record